Messenger RNA from Colletotrichum navitas, 666 nucleotides. RefSeq lists its product as uncharacterized. The record is from RefSeq and is a predicted model, not a curated record. The transcript has a single exon. Bases 1 to 666 code for a protein of 221 amino acids. NCBI's taxonomy places the organism in Eukaryota, Fungi, Ascomycota, Sordariomycetes, Glomerellales, Glomerellaceae.
AUGUCGUCGUCCAACCGCCAACUCGUCCGCCAACUCCUCGUAGCCGCUACAGUCGGUGCAGUCCUUGCCAGCAUUCUGUUGACGGCUUUUGCCCGCCAGCCAUCGCCAGCGACCGUCUCGAGCAGCGGCGGCGGCGGUGGCGGCGGCAGAGGCGGCAUCCUCCCGCAGCAGGAAAGGCCGUCGACGGUCAAGAUCUGCAACGCCCUCCACGCCCUCAGGGAGAUGCACCCAGAGAGUCCGAGCCUCGUGCUGAGCCCCCUGGAGCUCCUGAGCCUCUCAACCACUGACGUGGCUCUCCGCGACGCUGGGAAGGCGUCUUCUGCAAAGGCAGGGUCACAGGCAAACAGGGCCCUCCGGGCGGCCAUCCUCAAGAGCGGGAACCAUGUCCGGGAGCCCCUCUGGGCGAGAUGUGCAUGGAAUAAGAAGAAGAACAAGGGUGGUGGUGUUGAUGGCGGUGGCAGUGAUGACUGUGCAGACGGGCUGGCUCAGCGCACAAUCCGCGCCAGCUACGUCGUCAGCGAUAUGCUAUUAGACAAUGCGGCGCGCGUUGAGUUCCUGACAAAGCUGCAGCCGAAAUUGGGCGAGAAUGGUGCCGUAACUCUCAAACAUCGGCUGGAAGCUGUUGACCGGUUCUGCGCCCACGCCUGGAAAUCAAGGGGGUGGUAA